UCCUGAAGACAACAGACAUGGCUGAAGGGAGCUGUGUAAAAGCAGAGGAAGAGGAAGCGGCGAGCGCGAGCUCCGACUCAGACCCGGACUCGUCUCACGGCACCGGGGUCUGCAAAUGGUUUAAUGUGCGGAUGGGUUUCGGCUUUCUUUCAAUGAGCCAUCGAGAGGGCGUCUGUCUGGACUCACCCGUGGAUGUGUUCGUCCAUCAGAGCAAGCUGCAUAUGGAGGGCUUCCGCAGUCUGAAGGAAGGAGAGGAGGUGGAGUUCACCUUCAAAAGGUCUUCUAAGGGUCUGGAGUCUUUGUGGGUGACGGGGCCCGACGGUGCACCAUGUGUGGGCAGCGAGAAGAAACCCAAAGGUGCCCAAAAGCGCCGUUCAAAAGGAGACAGAUGUUUCAACUGUGGAGGACCGAACCAUCACGCCAAAGAAUGUCAGCUGCCACCUCAGCCCAAAAAGUGCCAUUUCUGCCAAAGCAUCUCUCACAUGGUGGCCAACUGUCCAAUCAAAGCACAGCAGUUGUCACCAGUUUCUCAGGGAAAAUCGACUACCUCGACGAUAGGGGAGGAGGAGGAGGACAUGAGCCACACCCCCUUUCCUCCGGAGAGCUGUGAUUAGAUGACGGGCUGGGACGGGAAGCUGUCAGGGAAACAUCAGCAACUUCCUUUGGAGGGCUGCUGUAGAAAAUAACUCAGGUCUUUGUUUGAAUGUCGCCUCAUGUAGUACAAUUCAAAUGUGUUGAGAGAAAAUGUUUUUAAAAUUCUAUCUUAUUCUAUCAGCCUAUUAUUAUUAUUAUCAUCAUCCUUUUUUCUGUGGCCGUAAUCCAUGAUUAAACCGUUUUCUCAGUCACAGUUUGAACUUCCCAAUAAUAAUACUAAUGUAUUAUUGUAUGCAGGGAGGUUGUGGCAAUGCAAUGAUUCUUUAAGCAAAUCAUUAUUUUUCUUUAACUUGGAGAUCUUCAUGUUUUUGUCGGGUAUUGUGAGAUUUUUUUUAUUUUCUGCCUUACCUAGAGAAGUGUCUUAGAUGUGUACUGAAACAAUCAAACACAUGUUAACAAAUUGCAAUAAUCCUGGCUUUAAUGUUUAAAAUGUCAUUUAAUUUUUUACUUCCGGACGACAGAAUCCAUAUUGUCUUCGACCAGUAUAGCUAGAAAUCAAACAAAUUUUUCUGUUUGUGUUUUCGAAAGGUUUUGUUUUUGGGCCAAGUGAAUGUUAAAUGAUUGUGAUUGUAUCACACCUCUGCCUUUAGCAUCAUCAGUCAGUCAGAGUCUGUGAGUUUAAACUCUGAACUGAACUGUCACAUGCUAUUUGAUUGUCAUUGAAAAUCUUGAAAACCUCCCGAAGGAAUCUAUCAAACAACAGCACAUUUUUAUUAUGAUAAUCUUUUUCUUUCUGUCAAACCAGAGUCUUCUUUUAUUUUCUUAUAUAAACGUUUUAUGGGACUUAAAUGAUGUGGCAAGUUUCUCAAAGCUUUCUCCAGUUCCAGAGGAGAUGUCACGUGACUUCACUUUAUUGUAAAUAACUACUAUAAUCAUUGUAAACCACUGUUAUUUAUUCACCUAAACCACACUCAUUUUCAUUUUUUAUGAAUGGACCAUUUAACAGGGAGAAAAAGAGCAGAUUUUCAGCAACCAGUAAUAAUGAUAAUCUCCAUUAAUUUAUUAAGAGACAUUUUGACCUCAGAGUAUUUAAAUAGGAUUUAUGGACAAAAACUGCUGCCAUAGGUUAAGUUCUCGAAUGUCCCCAAGCAUCUAGUGUUUGUCAAAAAGAAAAGCAGUUUAGACUGUUUUAUGUUCACUGAAAGUUCACAAACUCUAUAAAGAAAUUAGAACUCGAACCUUGCUCAUGGAGGCAUUUUGGAUCAACUUUGGCAGCAUAAAUCAAAAAAGAAACGAUGGCAAGUUAGUGUGUAGUGAUUUCAGAUCGUGUUGUCUCGGUGAACAGUAUGACAGUGUUUUUAUUAGAUUCUUGCAUGAUUGUUGGUUGUAGUGUCAUGAUGGGUGAAGGGGUCUUUCUCAUUGAAGCUGUACUGGGAUGUCCAGCCUCUCUUGAAUUAUAUUUGAUAUUAUUAUAUUUUUCGUUAUCAUGUACGUCUAUUUUUUUAUAUUCCUUUUAUUUAAAGCGAGAACAAGAUGACUUGUUUUGAAUCUAUACAGAUCUACCUCAGGGUGUGUUGAAAUAUGGGCAUCAGUGAAUUAUCCUGCCGUGACGUCUCUGAAUAUACAGAGCGUUGUCCAUUGUCGUGUAUCUGCUGUGUGUGUGUGUGUGUGUGUGUGUUAUUUCCCUUUUUUUACUUUUGAUGUAUUUAACUUGGAAAGAGGUGCGAUUGUUUGAAAUGUAUAACUGCACUAACAGAGUUUUGGUCAAAAGUGUUUGAUGUUUUGCUGUACGUUUAGACCAACGCGCACGAGUAUUUUUUUCUUGCAGAGAAAUGCAACCACAACUUUUUUCUGUAAUCUAGGUUACACCUCAGGAAUCUGUUUUUCUUUUGUAUUUGCAUUUAAUGAAAAGGAUAAUCAAUGUUGAUGACUUUAUUAUCAUUAUGCUAUUAUUCAUGUUUUUAUGGCUCGUCUGUAUUUUUUGGUCUGAUCUCACUCGCAGAUGCUAAGGGUAACAAACUGCACAAUCCUGAAGCAGGUUAUACACCGCAUGUGUUCUGGUGACCAAAGAAUGUAGUUGCGUAACGCGUCUCCUGCAGUUGU
Molecule: messenger RNA, 2697 nt
Organism: Triplophysa dalaica
Lineage: Eukaryota; Metazoa; Chordata; Actinopteri; Cypriniformes; Nemacheilidae
Gene: lin28ab
Product: lin-28 homolog Ab
Exons: 4
Coding region: 18-614 (198 amino acids)
Molecular function (GO): nucleic acid binding; zinc ion binding
Source: RefSeq, a predicted model, not a curated record